Molecule: messenger RNA, 449 nt
Organism: Neogale vison (American mink)
Lineage: Eukaryota; Metazoa; Chordata; Mammalia; Carnivora; Mustelidae
Gene: NDUFA2
Product: NADH:ubiquinone oxidoreductase subunit A2
Exons: 3
Coding region: 43-342 (99 amino acids)
Source: RefSeq, a predicted model, not a curated record
UUGGCCGGAAGUCCUAGGGCGGAGAGUUAGGCACUAGGGGAGAUGGCGGCUGCAGCAGCGAGUCGCGGGAUUGGGGCCAAACUUGGCCUCCGUGAGAUUCGCCUCCACUUGUGCCAGCGCUCACCCGGAAGCCAGGGCGUCAGGGAAUUCAUCGAGAAACACUAUGUGGAGCUGAAGAAGGCGAACCCCAGUCUGCCCAUCCUAAUCCGCGAGUGUUCUGAUGUGCAGCCCAAAUUAUGGGCCCGCUACGCAUUUGGCCAAGAGAAGAAUGUCUCUUUGAACAACUUCAGUGCUGAUCAGGUAACAAGAGCCGUGGAGAAUGUGCUAAGUGGCAAAGCCUGAAGCCUCCACUGAUUAAGAGCAAAAGCCCCACAGGUUGGGCUCUGUUGGACCGAGUACAGUGUGAAAAAAGUGUUCUGUUCUGUAUAAAGCUUGUGCUGAAAACACCA